This is a messenger RNA of Guyanagaster necrorhizus, 809 nucleotides long. RefSeq lists its product as uncharacterized. The record is from RefSeq and is a predicted model, not a curated record. The transcript has 4 exons. Bases 171 to 809 code for a protein of 212 amino acids. NCBI's taxonomy places the organism in Eukaryota, Fungi, Basidiomycota, Agaricomycetes, Agaricales, Physalacriaceae.
UUCAAAAAGGUGUCUGGAAUUGAUGUCAAAAUCACACAAAUGCUCGCCUACGACCUAGAAGAGGUCCUGGCGGGGGCGUCUUGAGUGCCGCUGAAAUCGAAUAUUACAGAAGCCUGAUACCUCCACCGAAGCCGUAGUGGAAGCUCCUACUGAACAGAUUGCUUAACGCAAUGCGACGACUGUCUCUCACCUGCAUUGGCUACUUGUGGAGCGUAACUGCUGGCAGAUGGCCAUUCAUCAAGCCCUGUUGCGUCCCAGAUAUCGAAACAGCAUCUAUGGAGUUUGUUCGGCGCCACACCACAAUACCUGUGCCCAAGGCCUUUGGAAGUUUCCGAUACCGGGAUCAAGAUUAUCUCAUCAUGACGAGGAUGCCAGGGCAUAGCUUAGAAUUCUCAGAGUGGAAAGACUUGAAAGAUAGAACAAGAUCGGUUCUGGUCGUCCAACUCCGCGAUUAUGUCCUCCAGCUUCGGAGUAUCCCUCGUCCAGUCGGAUCAUCGACGGCGGUCUGUUCUGUUCUUGGUGGGCCUGUCUACAAUUUACGGCUCUGUACUGAUGGUUCUUACGGUCCAUACGUCAACGAGGAUCAGAUGAAUCUCCAGCUCCGCUCAGGUGUUCUUCUAGAGAAUAUCAUGGUUGAUGGCGAUAGAGUGACGGGAAUAAUUGAUUGGGAGUCGACAGGAUGGUUUCCUGUCCACUGGGAGUACUUGAAGGCAAUGUUUGGAGCCAUGGUUUUUGAGCCUUGGGAGAAAGAUAUCCCCAAGAUCAUCCCCCCGUUCGAGUUUGAAGCAUUAGGGUAUUGCAAAGUGUAA